AUGAGCUUCGUCGGCAAUAUUCACAGCAGCACGCCUCCUCCGCCACCAGCUUAUCCCGGAAACGGAAAUGCAAAUCGCACAGCUUCGCAUUCAUCCCAGCUCAUCACCGAAAAUGAGUCGGGGAAAGAGGCGAAACCGACGGAGCAGAAAUUUCAAUCUGAAGAGUUGAAGAGCUCCCAGUCACAUUUUACCGCAGGCAGACAACAUACGAGCAUAUAUCAUCAAGUGAGCCCUCGCCGACACUCGAGCUCCAGUUUCUCGCGCGAUAAUUUCUCGUUGACGAUGCCCAGCACGAGUGGACAAACUGUUGAAGCUUCUUCCUCCUCUUACCGCACUCCAGAGAGCUUUUGGUAUAAACCGACAAUGUCACGUGAUGAAGCGAUUAAACUGCUAAAAGGAAGUGAUAGAAAAGCCGGCGACUUUUUGGUCAGAGACUCGAAAACUUACAGCGGCAAUUUUGGACUCGUCGUCAGGGUGGAUAGACAUCAGGUUCCGCAAUCUGUGUUCGACAAUCUUCGCCCAGAUCAAGAUCCGGAGUCAGAGCUUGUGCGUCACUUCCUCAUUGAGUCUGUGAAGGAGAAAGGAGUCAGAAUAUCGGGCGAUGAUAGAAGGGAGCCAUUUUUUCCAUCUUUGGCUGCUCUUAUUCAUCAACACGGAGAGGACAGAAGCGAAUCACAGACGUCUGGAAAAAUCGUCGUUGAUGGUGGAACGAGGCCGCCUGCCGACGUUUUCUGCACCUUUUUCCUCCACGAAACCGAUACGGAAAUGCUGACAGGGCGGGCUGCCAUGGAGCGAUGUAUGGCGGAGUAUCUCUCGUUGCGGGAAAACGUCAAAUGUCCAGUACAUCUUAAGAUUACAUCGGAAGGCGUGACGGUGACUGACUCGCAGCGGCUUAAGUUCUUCCGCAAGCACUUCCCCGCCGAGACGGUGAGCUUUUGCGACUUUGAUCCUCACAGCAGAGUGCACCAGAGCGGCAAAGUAUUUGGACUCGUUGCAAAGAAACCAAACAACAACUCGUGUAUUUUAUUCACCGAAAAAGACCUCAAAAAGGCCCCAGCCGGAGCGAUUAUUGAAAGCAUCAAUAAGAUUAUGACGCGUCCAAGAAUCAACGAUAUCAACUCGUACUCGAGCUAG
Molecule: messenger RNA, 1134 nt
Organism: Oikopleura dioica
Lineage: Eukaryota; Metazoa; Chordata; Appendicularia; Copelata; Oikopleuridae
Source: the annotation of a GenBank genome assembly